This is a messenger RNA of Necator americanus (New World hookworm), 1365 nucleotides long. RefSeq lists its product as uncharacterized. NCBI's taxonomy places the organism in Eukaryota, Metazoa, Nematoda, Chromadorea, Rhabditida, Ancylostomatidae. Gene Ontology annotation, molecular function: transcription coregulator activity. Gene Ontology annotation, biological process: regulation of transcription by RNA polymerase II. The coding region runs from base 1 to 1365 and encodes 454 amino acids. The transcript is spliced from 15 exons. Gene Ontology annotation, cellular component: SWI/SNF complex; nucleus. The record is from RefSeq and is a predicted model, not a curated record.
AUGCAGCAGCAACGCGCGAUUGGUACGCCUGGACAACCCUUGGGACGCUAUGGCCCUCAGCCAGGUACGACGCCUCAGUCAGCAAUGCGUCGUCCAGGAGCUGCACAGAUGCCUUCACAAGGCGCACCCAUGCAGCCUAGUCGUGUUUCACAGCCUUUGCGCAAAAAGAAGAGAUAUGCUGAUAAGCUCAUUUCACCUCAGGUUAGGGAACUUGUUCCUGAGUCGCAAGCAUACAUGGAUUUGCUUGCCUUCGAACAGAAGCUGGAUGCUACGAUUACACGUAAAAAACUUGAUAUUCAGGAAGCACUCAAAAGGCCACAAAAAGUGAAAAAAAGGCUACGAAUUUACAUAUCCCACACUUUCAUUGCCGGAAAGGAACCAGAAAAAGAAGGAGAAGAGGGUUCUGUACCAAUGUGGGAGCUUCGUGUUGAAGGAAGACUGAUCGAAGACCAGAAUGGAGCUAAUGCUGGACAAACUCCCGCUCCAGCUCGACCUCUACCAAAACGAAAGUUCAGCUCCUUUUUCAAAAGCUUGGUUAUCGAAUUAGAUAAGGAUAUAUAUGGUCCAGAUAACCAUUUGGUUGAGUGGCACCGUACUCCAACAACUAACGAAACAGAUGGAUUUCAGGUUAAACGUCCUGGAGAUCGACCUGUCAAGUGCACUAUUUUGCUGCUCCUUGACUAUCAGCCGAUGAAGUUCAAACUGCAUCCACGGCUAGCGAAGGUUCUUGGUAUUGCGGCAGAAACAAGACCAAAAAUCAUCGAAGCACUUUGGCAGUACAUUAAAACGCACAAAUUACAGGAUCCCGUUGAUCAUGAUACCGUCAAUAAUGACACUUUCUUGGAGCAGGUAUUCAGCUGCAAACGAAUGCGAUUUAUGGAAAUUCCUCAAAGACUACACCAGCUACUGCAACAGCCAGAUCCCCUUGUUCUUUCCCACGUAAUCAAGCACAACGAAGGAGGAGCUGAGAAGAAUACUGCCUGUUACGACAUAGAUGUGGAAGUCGAAGAUCCUCUUAAGCAACACAUGGCUGCAUUUGUUCAUGCUCAGGCAAACACUCAGGAUAUUGCUAAUUUGGACCAAAAAAUCUACGACGUUGUUGACCAGAUCAACGAGUGGAAAACGCGCCGUGACUUUUACGUGCGCUUUGCUGAUCAUCCUUACGACUUCAUCAGAAAGUGGCUCGUUAGCCAAAGCCAGGACCUUAAGACUAUGACCGAAGCAAGCGGUGAGGGUGAAGCAGAGCGGCGCUCAGACCACUAUUAUAGGCCUGAAACUCAAGAAGGAGUCUUCAGAUAUAUCUACCAGAAGGUUCAGCAAAAAAGGGCUGAACUCGAGCAGGGCCUUGGCGUUCGCAACAACUAA